Alexandromys fortis (reed vole) is the source of this 436-nucleotide messenger RNA. RefSeq names its product small ubiquitin-related modifier 2-like. Gene Ontology annotation, cellular component: nucleus. Bases 1 to 348 code for a protein of 115 amino acids. Gene Ontology annotation, biological process: protein sumoylation. Gene Ontology annotation, molecular function: ubiquitin-like protein ligase binding; protein tag activity. The transcript has a single exon. The record is from RefSeq and is a predicted model, not a curated record. Lineage: Eukaryota; Metazoa; Chordata; Mammalia; Rodentia; Cricetidae.
AUGGCCAACGAGAAACCAAAGGAAGGGGUCAAGACCGAGAACAACGACCAUAUUAAUUUGAAUGUGGCGGGGCAGGAUGGCUCUGUGCAGUUUAAAAUUAAGAGGCAUACACCACUUAGUAAACUAAUGAACGCCUAUUGUGAACGACAGGGUUUGUCAAUGAGGCAGAUCAGAUUCCGGUUUGAUGGGCAGCCAAUCAAUGAAACAGACAAACCUGCACAGUUGGAAAUGGAGGAUGAAGAUACGAUUGAUGUGUUCCAGCAGCAGAUGGGGAGGUGUCUACUAAAAAGGGAACCUGCUACUUUACUCCAGAAUUUUGUUAUAGACCAGGAAUACAUUCGCAAUUAGAAAGCCGCAAUUUGGUCCCACCACAUCCUGGUUACUACAGUAUAGUUUUCUCUAUUCUUUCAUUUCCCUGUCCCCAUUUCUUUAUUGU